AUGCUCAACCAAGUGUCGACGGAUAAAAAGCAUUCAACGACCAAUUCGAUACAAGCUGAAGAUUGUGAAUCAAGCACAAACAAAAGAUUGGACAUCGUUGUGGGUCAUUGCAAUGCAAGUGUCGAAGAGUGCGCUAGACCUAACUGGAGGAAACAUUACGACACCAAUACGAAAGCCGUGAUAGGUGUUCUGAACGGAGGAAUGGGUAACACCCAUUUGAACAAAUUGCUGGCUUCGUUAAACAUUUCCCCACUUCAUUGGAAGGUUUUUAAAAAUCACGAGGUGGAAGUAGGAGCAGUCGCAGAAUAUAUGGCGAAGGAAAGUUGCGAAGAAGCUGCACUUCAAGAAAAGAGCUUGACGUUCGAGAAUUAUGAGAGGGUUAAAGAAUUGUUACCGUCUCAUCUGAAGAUUGGUUUUGUUUUCCCUGGCUCGUCUCCGCUCGAUGAAGGAAAUCUGCAAUAUGCUCCCGAUAUGCCGACUCGCAUUUGCGUAUCAUUCGACAUGGGAUGGACAACUCGAGGUACCGGUCGCAGCUACGACAGCCUGAGUGGCAACGCAGUUCUCAUUGGCCUAUUCAGCAAAAAAAUAAUCGCUUACAUAGCGGAGAACCGAAAAUGUAAGAAGUGCGAUGCGGGACAUUCCCAACAGGACCAUGAUUGCAGAAAAAAUUGUGCUGGAACAGCCAAAGGGAUGGAGCCCAAGGCUGCGGUUGAAAUGACCGUGCGAAAUCCGAUUUUCAAAAAGAAUAAAAUACAAGUUGGAUUGAUUGUAGCUGACAAUGACAGUACUGCUAUUGCAGCAAUUCGAAAAUCGAGCAAUCACGAAGUCGUGAAACAAUGUGAUAAAAAUCACACCAGCAAGGGUGUUGUGAAUGAAUUGUACAGGCUGAAAGGAAAAUACAAGGAACUGACCGUGGACACCAUAACAUAUCUACAGCGCUGUUUUUCAUAUUGCAUAUCUCAAAAUCAAGGAAAUAUUCAGGAGAUGGCCCGAGCAAUACGGAAUAUCCCGUACCAUUGCUUCAAUCGACAUACCAACUGUGGGAAUUGGUGUACUUUUAAAGAACAUCCGGAGAUUUAUCGACACGCGAAUAUUAAUGACGGCUUCCACGAUGAGAGUUUGUUUGAAUCCCUGCGAAAUUUAUUUGACAUACUCGCAAGCAAAGCAAGUAGUUUCGCUGCUGGUGUUUCCAGCAAUGCGAAUGAAAGCUUUAAUGCGAUGCAUGUCAGUAAGGCGCCUAAGUCACGCGUGUAUGGCAUGUCACAAUCGGGUGAUAUGAGGCUGGCAUGUGCAGUCCUAAAAAAAAAUGUCGGGGAGGAAUAUGUCGUGAAGCUUACCGAGAAGCUAUCGUUGUCUCCUGGGAAAUACACUGAACAUUAUGCAAAUAAUGAAACCUCCAAGGCAAAAAGAAGGUAUCAGUCCGCUAUAACUCCGCAAUUUAAAAGACGUCGACUGUUUCUCAAAAAACAGAAAACUAUGUUACGGCACCAAACCGAAUCUUUAGAAGGAGUAACGUAUAAAAGGAACAUCGAUCUUCUCAAACCUCACAAUGCUCGAUCAGAUUCCUCCACGAUUGAUAAAGAAUCUUCUGAGGUUGUAAUCUUUUUUGACUUGGAAACGGGAGGUCUUGCUAAAACCGCAGACAUUCUUCAGAUAGCUGCAACAUGCGGUAAUUCGUCUUUUUCCGUCUACAUACAACCAACACAGAAAAUUGAUCAACGGGCGAGUGCCAUUAACGGAUUGCGGAUUGUUAACGAGCAUCUCGAGUAUCGUGGGCAGAUAAUUCCAACACUACCUUUAUCGUCAGGCAUGCAAGAAUUUUAUGCUUUUCUACAAAAGUUCGAAAGAAAAUGUGUUUUAACCGCACAUAAUUGUGAAUUUGAUUCCUCCAGAUUGUUAAUUGCUAUCGAAAAAACGAACAUGACAGAUGAAUUCGAAACAGUCGUGCAUGGGUUUUGCGAUACACUAGCAAUAACAAGAAGAAUGCCUGGAUCGAGUGCAAGAGGAAAUAAAUUAUCAGAAUUGGCAAAAUAUUAUAACAUCCAGUCGAAUGAUGCCCACAAUGCCGCUGCUGACGUUGCCAUGCUUGAAGCGGUUAUCAAAAAAUUGAAUGUUUCUGAUGAGAUAUUGAUCAAGUCUGCCGUAACGUGGAAAAAAGUUAUUGAAAAAAAAGAUUUUCUCAGACGAUUGCCAAAGGAGAUGAUGAGACUUGAUAAGAUAAAAGACUGUACAUCGUUGGGCACACGGAAAAAAAUGGUUGCAGCUGGAAUUACACUCGAGAUGAUUAAAUGCGCCUACGACGAAAAUAAAAUUUUCGGACUGAUCAAUCUCUUGGGCGAAGAUGAGAACGGGAUUUUGCGGGUCACGAAAUCGCGCAAAAUCGUUCAAAAAAUUUACGAUUUUCUAAGUCGUACUUAG
Messenger RNA from Venturia canescens, 2418 nucleotides. RefSeq lists its product as uncharacterized. The transcript has 4 exons. Bases 1 to 2418 code for a protein of 805 amino acids. The record is from RefSeq and is a predicted model, not a curated record. Gene Ontology annotation, molecular function: nucleic acid binding; 3'-5' exonuclease activity. Lineage: Eukaryota; Metazoa; Arthropoda; Insecta; Hymenoptera; Ichneumonidae.